AUGGAGACGGGUUCAGCCACUGUUAUAGGUGAGAAGUUGGGAAGGUAGGAUACAGACGGGAAUUUAACGUAUAUUUGUACGCAACGAUAAACCAUUGUUAAUGAAAAAACGAUUCUGAGCGGAAUUCGGUUGAUAAUAUUUCUAAGUCAACAAUUUAAUAUAUUAUGUCAUAUUAUGACAAAAUAGUGUAACAAAAAAUAAAAUUGUAAAUAAUAACAGCAUUAUUUUUGUAAAUUUUUCAGUUUUAUCCCGGAUUAUCCCAGAUGAAAACCACUUGGAACGUUUGGAAGGUUAGAAAAAUUGUUCAAUCAAAAAAUGUUCCAUACUUACAUAUUAAGGCAAGAUUUCUAGUAUACAAUUUUGUCACAGUUUAUAUUAAAAGAAAAUAAAUAACAUUGUAAAACCAAUUCAUUGUUCGUUAUAUUCAGAAUCUAAAAUGGCAUAGUAUCGAUUUCGGUUGAGAAUGAAAAUACUCACAAUUUAUAGGUUUCUAGGUGUAAUACAAUUAUGUCAAACAAUUGAUAGUGCAGAGAAAAAAAUGGAAACAUUCUAUUAAAAAAAAUAUUCCCCAAUAAAUGCACAAAAAUUGUACUAUGAUCUUUGGAAUCAAACCCGAUGAUAUUUACAACCGUGUUAACUGCAAAUCUAAUUAUAUACUAAAUGAUACAUUUUUUUUAAAAAUAUUUAUUUUUAUUAUAUUUGUUUAAUCGCGUGCAAUUAUUAACAUAUUCGUCAGAACAAUUAUUAUUAUUUCAAUAAUAUCACUUGUACUUUCUUCAGUAUUUUGCACAACGGUCGUAUUUACACGAUCGCUGUAUUUUCGAAAUCUACAGCUGAUAUUGCCCAGAACGAGUCAAGUGACCGGUUGGCUUGCUGUUCAAACUGGCUUAGUGCUUAAACGCAGAAGAAAACGGUGUCGUCCAACAUCUUCGAAAAUCGACGUGCGACCAGCUGAUUUGCGAUCGACGAGAAAAGCCGCGAUCGAUGAUGACCCGGCACCGCCUCUAUUAUUGCCGAAAAUCGGUAUUGUGCAUAAACACUAUUGCUUGUGUACAGAAGACAGUAAUUUGAAAUAUCGAAUCGCCAGGAAUUAA
This is a messenger RNA of Cinara cedri, 1094 nucleotides long. Lineage: Eukaryota; Metazoa; Arthropoda; Insecta; Hemiptera; Aphididae. The record is from the annotation of a GenBank genome assembly.